GGCCCUCCCGGGGGGGAGCGGGGCUAUCUGGGCCGGGCAGCGCCGCUGGCCCCGGGCAGGAAUGUCCCUGCGCGCACAGAUAAUGUUAUUUAUAUCGCCGCGAAGGGCGGCUCCGCUCCCCCCGCCCCGCUCCGGUCCCGGCUCCGGCCCCGGGCCCGCCGCCGCCGCCGCCGCUCGUUCGCCCGCCGCCCCGCGCAGGGGCUUCUCGCCGGUAGCCGACGGCCAGCCGGCCGGGGGACGCCGGGACCAUGACCUCGGCGAACGACUACGAGCAGCUGGAGCUGCAGCAGCAGUACAGCCGCAUCAACGUCCGCUGGGACGCCUCCGACGAUGAGCUGGACAACGACAACAGCUCGGCGCGCCUCUUCGAGCGCUCCCGCAUCAAAGCUCUGGCAGACGAACGGGAGGCCGUGCAGAAGAAAACCUUCACCAAGUGGGUGAAUUCGCACUUGGCUCGCGUCACCUGCCGCAUCUCCGACCUCUACAUGGACCUUCGGGACGGGCGGGUGCUCAUCAAGCUGCUGGAGGUGCUGUCAGGAGAGCUUCUGCCCAAGCCCACCAAGGGCAGGAUGAGGAUCCACUGCCUGGAGAACGUGGAUAAGGCGCUGCAGUUCCUGAAGGAGCAGCGGGUCCACCUGGAGAACAUGGGCUCCCACGACAUCGUGGAUGGCAACCACCGCCUUGUCCUCGGCCUCAUCUGGACCAUCAUCCUCCGCUUCCAGAUCCAGGACAUCAUCGUGCAGACGCAGGAGGGCCGGGAGACGCGCUCCGCCAGGGACGCGCUGCUGCUCUGGUGCCAGAUGAAGACGGCAGGGUACCCCCACGUGAAUGUCACCAACUUCACCUCCAGCUGGAAGGACGGACUGGCCUUCAAUGCCCUCAUCCACCGGCACAGGCCCGAGCUGGUUGACUUCCAAAACCUGACCAAAUCCAAUGCCCGACACAACCUGGAGCACGCCUUCAGCGUGGCAGAGCGGCACCUGGGCAUCACCCCACUCCUCGACCCUGAAGAUGUCUUCACGGAGAACCCCGACGAGAAGUCCAUCAUCACCUAUGUGGUGGCCUUCUACCACUACUUCUCCAAGAUGAAGGUGCUGGAGGUGGAAGGCAGGCGUCUGGGCAAGGUCAUCGAGCACGCCAAGGAGACGGAGCGGAUGAUCGAGGGCUAUGGGGGGCUGGCCUCCGACCUGCUCACCUGGAUCGAGCAGACCAUCGCCUCCCUCAACAGCCGCAGCUUCGCCAACUCGCUGGCCGGGGUGCAGCACCAGCUGCAAGCCUUCAGCACCUACCGCACCGUGGAGAAGCCCCCCAAGUUUCAGGAGAAGGGCAACCUGGAGGUGCUGCUCUUCACCAUCCAGUCGCGGAUGCGAGCCAACAACCAGCGCGUCUACACCCCGCACGAGGGCCGCCUGGUCUCCGACAUCAACCGGGCCUGGGAGCAGCUGGAGAAAGCGGAGCACGAGCGGGAGCUGGCGCUGCGCAACGAGCUCAUCCGGCAGGAGAAGCUGGAGCAGCUGGCACGGCGCUUCGACCGCAAAGCGGCCAUGCGGGAGGCGUGGCUGAGCGAGAACCAGCGCCUGGUGGCCCAGGACAACUUUGGCCAGGACCUGUCGGCGGUGGAGGCGGCCAAGAAGAAGCACGAGGCCAUCGAGACAGACACGGCCGCCUACAAGGAGCGGGUGCAGGCCAUCGAGGCGGUGGCAAAGGAGCUGGAGGUGGAGGGCUACCACGACAUCCAGCGCAUCAAGGCGCGCAAGGACAACAUCCUGCGGCUCUGGGAGCAGCUCCUGGAGCUGCUGGCUGCCCGGCGCCAGCGCCUGGAGAUGAACCUCGCCCUGCAGCACCUCUUCCAGGAGAUGCUCCACAGCAUCGACUGGAUGGAUGAGGUCAAGGUGCAGUUGGCAUCGCCGGAAUCCGGGAAGCACCUUCUGGAGGCGGAGGAGCUGCUGCAGACCCACCGGCUGCUGGAGCGGGACAUGGCCCUGCAGGCAGAGAAGACACGCGCCAUCAGCGCCGCUGCCCUACGCUUCGCCGACGCCGAGGGCUACCGUCCCUGCGAUCCCAAAGUCAUCCGGGAUCGCGUGAGCCACCUGGAGAUGUGCCGUCGGGAGCUGCAGGCGCUGGCGGCCCGGAGGAGAGCCUUGCUGGAGCAAUCCCGGUCCCUCUGGACCUGCCUGUGGGAGCUGGAUGAGGCGGAAGGCUGGAUCAAGGAGCAGGAGCAGCUCUACUCCUCCCUGGAUUUCGGGAAGGACCUGCCGGGUGUCCUGGUGCUCCAGCGCCGCCACGCCGCCUUCGAGGCCGAGUUGCGGAGCCGGGGCGAGCGGCUGGAGCGGGCGCUGGCGGCGGGCAAGGGGCUGGCGGGGCCGGGGGCGGCGCAGCUGCGGGAGCGGGGGGCGGUGGUGAAGGGGUUGUGGGGGCAACUGGAGGAGCUGGCGGCUUUCCGCCGGCGCGGCUUACGGGAGGCCGAGGGCUUCUUCCAGUUCCAGGCGGAGGCGGAGGAGCUGGCGGAGGGACUGCGGGACGCUCGGCGGCGGGCGGGCAGCCAGGAGCUGGGGCAGGAUGAGUCCCGCACCCGCGCCUUGCUGCGGCAGCACCAGGAGCUGCUGGAGGAGUUGGCGGCCGCCCAGGAGCAGCUGGAAGGGUUGACCCGACAAGUCGAGGGCUUCCCCCCGGAGCUGCAAGCCAGCCCCGAGGCGCAGAGCCGGCUGGCGGCCCUGCGGGAGCUGCACGCCGAGGUGGCCGCCCUGGCCGAGCGGCGGGGCCGGCAGCUGCAGGACGCCCUCGACCUCUACACCGUUUUCGGGGAGAGCGACGCCUGCCACCUCUGGAUGGGGGCCAAGGAGACCUGGCUGGGGCAGCCGGAGGUCCCUCAGGCGCUGGAGGACCUGGACGUGGCGCAGCACAGGAUGGAUGGGCUGGAGCAGGAGAUGGCCACCGUGGCUUCCCAGAUCGCCGCCGUCAACCAGGCAGCCGAUGGCCUGCUGGCCAGCGGGCACCCCCGCAGCCCCCAGGUGCGGCAGUGCCAGGAGCAGCUCAAUGAGAGGUGGGACCGGUUCAGGGAGCUGGCGGCCCAGCGUGGCCGGGCGGUGGGCUCGGCUCUGCGCCUCCUCAACUACCGUCUGGAGUGCCAGGAGACCCGGCAAUGGCUGCAGGGCAAAGCCCAGGUGGUCAAAGCCACCGCCGAGCUGGGACGGGACCUGGCGGGCAUCCUGGCCACCCAACGCAAGCUCUACGGCAUCGAGCGGGAGUUGGCGGUCGCCAAGGACCGCCUGGCCGCCCUGCGUUCCCAGGCCGACCGCCUGGCCGAGGAACGGCCCGAGGUGGCCGGGGAGGUGGCUGAGCGGCUGGCGGCGGCGACAGCCGCCUGGGAAGAGCUGCAGGAGGCUCUGAGAGAGCGGGCAGCCUCCAUGGGGGAAGCCGGGCAGCUCCGGAGCUUUUUGCAGGACCUGGAUGACUUCCAAGCUUGGCUCUUCGGUGCUCAGAAAGCCGUGGCGGCCACCGACGACAUGCCGGCGUCUUUGUCAGAGGCGGAGGAGCUGCUGCAGGGCCACGAGGCCGCCCGGCGAGACGCGGAAGAGCACGCGGCCGCCUUCACCGCCUUGGUGGAGGCAGGGGAGAGGGUGGUGGGGGAGCAGGAGGACCCGCAGUACGAGGGGCUGCGGCAGCGUCUGCGCGGCGUGGAGGUGGGCUGGGCCGCCCUGGGCAGGAUGGCGGAGACCCGGCACCGCUUCCUCACCCAGUGCCGCAGCUUCCAGGAGUUCCUCCGCGACGCCAAGCAGGCGGAGAUCCUCCUCGCCAACCAGGAGUACACGCUGGCACACCUGGAGCUGCCUGCCACGCUGGAGGGCUCGGCUGCCGCCCUGCGCCGCUUCCAGGAGUUCCGCGCCGGCAUGGAGAGCAGCGCCGAGAAGGUCCCUGAAGUGGUCGCCGGCGGCACCAAGCUGGUGGCCGAGGGCAACAUCUUUGCUGAGAAGAUCGCCGAGAAGUGCCAGGCCCUCCAGGAGCGGCACGGAGCCGUCGUGGCCAAGGCGGAGGAGGCGGCGGGUUUGCUGCAAGACAACCACGAGCUGCAGACCUUCCUGCAGAGCUGCCGGGAGUUCGACGCCUGGGUGGAGGAGAAGAUGCUGACGGCACAGGACGUCGCCUUCGGCGGAGCCCGCGGCCUCCACAGCAAGUGGCAGAAGCACCAGGCGUUCAUGGCCGAGCUGGCAUCCAACCAGGGCUGGCUGGAGAAGAUUGAGACGGAAGGGAAGGAGCUGGCGAGCCGCAAGCCGCAGUACGGCGAGGUGGUGACGCGGCGGCUGGAGGAGCUGCGCCGGCGCUGGGACGCGCUGCGCGGCGCCGCCGAGGAGAAGGGCCGGCAGCUCUUCGAGGCCAAUCGCUCGGCGCUGUACGCCCAGAGCUACGAGGAGCUGGAGAGCUGGCUGGGGCGGGCGAAGGAGGAGCUGCGCGCCGCCGAGCAGGCCAAGGACCUCACCGCCACCAACCUGCUGCUGAAGAGGUUGAAGAGACUGGAAGAGCAAGUGGGAGCACGUAUGAAGGAGCUGGAGGAGCUGGAGUGGCAGAGUCCCCCCCCUGCCGGGGACAUGCCGGACGCUGACGGGCACGAGCAGAGGCUCCGGCAGCGAUUCCUCGAACUGCUGGAGCCGCUGGAGAGGAGGAGGAAGGAGCUGGAAACCGCCAAGGCCAUGUACCAGCUCGGGCGGGAUCUGGAGGAUGAGACGCUGUGGGUGCAGGAGCGGCUGCCCCUGGCGAGGUCGACGGAGCACGGCACUGACCUCCCGAGCGUGCAGCGCCUGGCCAAGAGGAACGAGACGCUGCAGAAGGAGCUGGGGGGCCAUGCCCCCCGCCUGGCCGAGGUGCUGAGCCGGGGGGAGGCGGCGGUGAGCGGCGCCCAGCCAAGCCCGGAGCUGGAGAAGCGGGUGCGGGAGCUGAAGGGGCUGUGGGAGACGCUGCAGGCGGAGGUGGCCGCCCGGCACCGGCGGCUGCGGGAGGCCGGCGAGGCGCAGCAGUACUACCUGGACGCCGGCGAGGCCGAGGCCUGGGUCAGCGAGCAGGAGCUCUUCAUGGGAGCUGAGGAGAAGCCGAAGGACGAGGAGAGCGGCUUGGUGAUGCUGAAGAGACACGUGCGGCAGCAGCGGUCCAUCGAGGACUAUGGCCAAACCAUCAAGGAGCUGGCGGGGAGGGCUCAGCAGCUGCUCUCCGCCGGCCACCCUGAGGGGGAGCAGAUCAUCCGGCUGCAGGGCCAGGUGGACAAGCACUACGCCGGGCUGAAGGAGGCGGCCGAGGAGCGCCGCCGGCGCCUGGAGAACAUGUCCCACCUCUUCCAGCUGAAGCGGGAGGUGGAGGACCUGGAGCAGUGGAUCGCCGAGCGCGACGUGGUCGCCUCCUCCCAGGAGAUGGGGCAGGACCUGGACCACGUCACGCUCCUGCGGGAGAAGUUUCGGGAGUUCGCACGGGAGACGGGCAGCGUGGGGCAGGAACGCGUGGACCGGGUGAACCUGACAAUCGAGGACCUUAUCGACGCCGGGCACGUGGAGGCGGCCACCAUGGCCGAGUGGAAGGACGGGCUGAACGAGAGCUGGGCCGACCUCCUGGAGCUGAUCGACACCCGCAUGCAGCUCCUCGCCGCCUCCUACGACCUGCACAAGUACUUCUACGACGGCGCCGAGCUGCUGGCCCUCAUCGCCGCCCGCUGCCAGGAGCUGCCCCAGGACCUGGGUGAAGACGCCGGCACGGUGGAGGCUUUCCACCGCAUGCACAGCGCCUUCGAGCGCGACCUCCAGCUGCUGGAGACGCAGGUGCAGCAGUUUCGGGAGACGGCGGCGCGCCUGCAGACCGCCUACGCCGGGGAGAAGGCGGCUGGCAUCCAGGAGCAGGAGCAGGAGGUGGCCCGAGCCCUGCGGGCGCUGCUGGAGGCGUGCAGCGGGCGGCGGGCACGGCUGGUGGACACGGCUGACAAGCAUCGCUUCUUCAGCAUGGCGCGGGAUCUGCUCUCCUGGAUGGAGAGCACCGUCCGGCAGAUCGAGACGCAGGAGAAACCCAGGGACGUCUCCUCGGUGGAGCUGCUCAUGAAGUACCACCAGGGCAUCAGGGCCGAGGUGGACGCCCGGAGCAAGAACUUCACCACCUGCAUUGAGCUGGGCAAGAAGCUUCUGCAGCGCAAGCACCAGGACUCGCCGGAGAUCAAGACGAAGCUGGUGGAGCUGGUGGAGAAGAGGAAGGCCAUGAUGGAGAUGUGGGAGCAGCGCUGGGAGCGGCUGCGGCUGUUGCUGGAGGUGUGCCAGUUCUCCCGGGACGCCUCGGUGGCCGAGUCGUGGCUCAUAGCGCAGGAGCCUUACCUGGCCAGCAGCGACUACGGGCAGACGGUGGACGCGGUGGAGAAGCUGCUCAAGCGGCACGAAGCCUUCGAGAAGUCCUCGGCCACCUGGGAGGAGCGCAUCGCCGCCCUGAGGAAGCUGACGACGCUGGAGCUCCUGGGCGAGCGGACGCUGCGUGAGGGGCUGGCGCAGGAUGGGGUGACGCGUUCCGAGGCUCCCGACUACCGCCUGGAUCUGGAUGGAGAGCUGGAAGCCGGGUCCGAGGAGGAGGAAGAGGAGAAGACGAAGGGCACGACCACACAGGACACCUCCGCGCCCGCCACUGACGGACCAGAGCCGCUGGCGCGGACGAUGAGCAACGAGAAGCCGGUGUCACCGAGCCCACGGCCACCGCGGGAGGAGCCGGAGGAGCCGGCCACGUUGCCGGCCCGUGCCAGCAGUGUCCAGCUGGAGGGCUACCUCGGCCGCAAACACGACCUGGAGGCAGCCACCAAACGGGCGUCCAACCGGUCGUGGAGCACGCGGUACUGCGUGCUGCGGGGCGGCCAGCUCGCCUUCUUCAAGGAUGCCAAGAGCCGGGCGUUGGGGCUACCGUGCCACGGCGAAGAGCCCCUGGGGCUACGGGACGCCCUCUGCGAGGUGGCCGCCGGCUACAAGAAGAAGAAGCACGUCUUCAAACUCAGGCUCAGCAAUGGCAGCGAGUGGCUCUUCCAUGGCAAGGAUGAGGAGGAGCUGCAGGCCUGGCUGCAGGGGUUGAGCGUGGCGAUAACCGAGUGCGGGGGCAGCCGGGGGAAGGCGCAGAGCCUGCCCCUGCCCCUGCCCCCCGCCCCGGCCCCCCCGGAACCCCCCCUGCCCCGCAAGGACAAGGAGAAACGGUUCAGCUUCUUCCCAAAAAAGAAAUAACCCCCUCCUUUGAGGGGAGGGGAGGGGGGGGGAACCCCGCGCCCCGGGGUCACGGCGGCGGUGCCCGCGGCCACGCGUGCGCAGGGACACGCGUGUGCGUGUGGCUAUAGGUCCCGGCGGGUCUAUGGGGCAGGCGACGGGCUUCACGCGCGGGCAGGAGCCGGACAGUCCCCGUAUAAGGGACAGGGUGUACGUCCAUGUCCGCAUAUACGGUGGCACGUAGAGGAGCCUGCCCCCCCCCCCGGCUCCGUGUGCGCCAAACACGCGUGUGCGCCAAACACGCGUGUGCACAUGUGUAUAUAUAUAUAUUUGUAUUUAUAUAUAUACAUCCAUUUCCAUGCCUAAGGGUAUCACACACCGACGCGGAGGUGAGCGCAGACGGACACCCGCCUCCCCGUGUCCGUGCCCCAUGUGCGCCCAGGGGUGCGCGCGGCCCCCCCACCGCACACACACACACACACACACACACACGUGUGUCCCUGCACGCACACGCCCGCACACGCGUGUCCCCGCAUGCAGGUGCACUCCCCCCCGCCCCCAGCUCCGCACGCACGGCCACACGCGUGCAUGCCCCACACGCGUGCAUGCCCCCCCACACCCCCUGGCACCCAGCACCCACACAGGGGGCUGCUGGGGGGUGACCCCCCCCCCCCCCGCCCCCCGAAGCCAUAACCCACCCCCUCCCCAGCGCGUGGGUGCAGAGGGGGCACCCCCGGCCCCUGCGGGCACCAACCAAAGAGCGUCGGCACGGGGGGCACCGUGCCCCCCACCGGCACUGAUGGGGUUGUGGGGACACCCCCCCCCCCUCCCCGUGCCCCACAGCCAGGACGAGCCACCCCGGGGCUGGGGCGGGGGGCCGGGGGGGGAGCGUGGGCCACCAGAGAGGAACUUUUGGUUCAGUUUGGGGUUUUUUUCUAAUAAAGAUGUGAAAGCCA
Chroicocephalus ridibundus (black-headed gull) is the source of this 8158-nucleotide messenger RNA. RefSeq names its product spectrin beta, erythrocytic (gene SPTB). NCBI's taxonomy places the organism in Eukaryota, Metazoa, Chordata, Aves, Charadriiformes, Laridae. Gene Ontology annotation, biological process: actin cytoskeleton organization. Gene Ontology annotation, cellular component: plasma membrane; cortical actin cytoskeleton; cell projection. The transcript is spliced from 36 exons. Bases 249 to 7223 code for a protein of 2324 amino acids. The record is from RefSeq and is a predicted model, not a curated record. Gene Ontology annotation, molecular function: structural constituent of cytoskeleton; phospholipid binding; actin filament binding.